Molecule: messenger RNA, 426 nt
Organism: Guillardia theta CCMP2712
Lineage: Eukaryota; Cryptophyceae; Pyrenomonadales; Geminigeraceae
Exons: 1
Coding region: 1-426 (141 amino acids)
Source: RefSeq, a predicted model, not a curated record
AUGUCCCAGCAAUGCGUGAUGGACUGGUCGUCCGCGGGGUCUUCCUCCCCAUCACAGAGCGAGGCUGAGAUCUCAGCAGCGGCCGAUGAAGAGGCUUGGAACUACUCCCUCUUUGACUUCAUCCUCGCUCAUGACGCAGCCUCUUCCUUCGACGCCAACGUUUCCUUCGCCCCGGUCAAGCGAGUGCCCAAGGUGCAACCGCACGCCUCCAAGCGCUGGUCGACCCUCGAGCAUCAGCGCUUCCUUGUUGCCCUGGACAUGUACCAUGUCCCCGGGAGGGAGGGUCAAGCGCGAGGAGAGGAGCAUGGGUCUGGUCUUGGGCGAGGAGCAGCGAAGAAGAUAUCUGACUUCGUGCAGACACGAUCGGAGGCGCAGGUACGAUCACACGCUCAGAAGUACUUUGCUCAGCGCAGGAACCGGAGCUAG